Molecule: messenger RNA, 2523 nt
Organism: Malurus melanocephalus (red-backed fairy wren)
Lineage: Eukaryota; Metazoa; Chordata; Aves; Passeriformes; Maluridae
Gene: PEX12
Product: peroxisomal biogenesis factor 12
Exons: 3
Coding region: 20-1090 (356 amino acids)
Biological process (GO): protein monoubiquitination; protein import into peroxisome matrix
Cellular component (GO): peroxisomal membrane; peroxisomal importomer complex
Molecular function (GO): protein binding; ubiquitin-protein transferase activity; zinc ion binding
Source: RefSeq, a predicted model, not a curated record
GGUGCGGCGCGGCGGUGUCAUGGCGGAGGUGGGCGCGCACCUCACGGCCGCCCCGGCCGGGGGGGACCGGCCGUCCGUGUUCGAGGCGGUGGCCCAGGACAGCCUGAUGGCCGCCGUGAAACCCGCCCUGCAGCACCUGGUUAAGGUGCUUGCUGAGUCUAAUCCUGGCCGAUACGGCUUCCUCUGGCACUGGUUUGAUGAGAUUUACGUCCUUCUGGAUUUGCUGCUCCAGCAGCACUACCUGGCCAGGUGCAGCGCGUCCUUCUCCGAGAAUUUCUACAGCUUGAAGAGGAUCCCAAUGGGAGAGGGCAGACAGCAGCUUCUGKCCACGGCUGGGCUGCCAAAGAGGCAGCACUGGAAGUCUCUGCUCCURCUGGUUCUUGUUCCUUACCUAAAAGGAAAGCUGGAGAAACUGGUGUCCAGCCUGAGGGAAGAGGAUGAGUACUCCAUCCACCCUCCAUCAUCAUCCUGGAAGCGCUUCUACAGAGCCUUUCUAGCUGCCUAUCCCUACGUAAAUAUGACCUGGGAGGGCUGGUUUCUUAUCCAGCAACUGUGCUACAUCCUGGGGAAAGCUGAGCAUCAUUCCCCCAUGCUGAAGCUGGCUGGUGUCCGCCUGGUCAGGCUGACUGYGGAGGAUAUCCAGGCCCUGGAGAAGAAAUGGGCUGAAACCACCUCAAGUCAAACACACAGCUUUACAUCCCGAGUGCAGUCAGCCCUGAGGAAAGCCCUGGGCGGCAUUGCCUUCUCGCUGUCCACCGGCCUGUCCGUCAGCGUGUUCUUCCUGCAAUUCCUGGACUGGUGGUACUCUUCAGAAAACCAGGAGACCAUCAAGUCCCUGACAGCRCUCCCCACUCCCCCACCCCCUGUGCACCUGGAGCACGAGCCCAGCUCAGCUCUCCUGCCCAGCCUGAAGACCGUGUGUCCUCUGUGCCGCAAGGUCCGGGUGAACGCCACGGCUCUGGCCACGUCCGGCUUCGUGUUCUGCUACCGCUGCAUCUACAGCUACGUGAAGGCUCACCAGUGCUGCCCAGUCACAGGCUAUGCCACAGAGCUGCAGCACCUGGUCAAACUCUACUCCCCUGAGAGCUGAAAGGUUUCYAGGAGCUUCCAUCGCCCUUUCUUACAUCCUGUGGAAGAUUUCUGACUGCCACAGCUCAUCAGUGAGCUCUACAGCACUUUUGAACUUGGUGGUUCAUCAGCUUUGYUGCCUUUGCACAUCCUGGCAAGGCUCUCCCCUUUGUUGAUAAGCUGUGCAAACAUCCUGUGGCAGUUGCAGAGGGAUCACACAGCCCCAACCUGUCAGCCAGCACAGAAAUGCCUUAAAAGACCAGCUGAAAGGGAAGAAACAUUGAUUUGGGUAAGAGGAAUGCAGAUGUGAGGAUCAAAGACCAGCACUGGUCCUGCUUCAGGASAUGAGCCAGAAAAUUAAAGAGGUGGGGAAAUUCUCUAGGCAAGUUCUUCCUCCCUGGGCAAUUUCCCAGGCCCUCAUGCUGCCCAGGGUGAGCUCUGGCUUUGUCAGAGCUGGAGACAGGGCUUAAACCUCUGCUCUUCAGGCUCCUCACCUUGGAAUUGAGAACAUCAACCCCCUAAUUCCCAUCAACGGUUCUAAAUUAAGACUUUUGACUCUUUAAAGGAGCAAGAGGAAUGUGACAUUUUGCGCAAGAGAGAAAAAUGACAAACCUGAUUAAAACAGAAACUGCCAACCGAUGACAGUGGUUGAUUGUUAAAUAAGUCUUCGCAUUCAUGAUUAUCUGCUUUCAUAAAGCAAAAUUCUUUCUUGAUUGAGAGCCUCAUUUAAUUCUUUUCUGGUUUAUGGAAAAAGAGUUUGCUCCUCUGGGGGCUCUGUUUACAUAAGAGAGACAAGACUAAAGCUGCUUUCGUCUUUUCAUGUGAUGAUAGUGGAUGUAAGAUUGACAUUUUGUAGGCUGAGAAUCUUUCAUAUCUGAGCAUUACAUUGCAAUUAUUCCAGUCCCAGCCAUGUAGCACAUUCAUAUGAGAACAAAACAUCCUUUCACUGAACACAAGAGGAAAGAAAACCUGUGAGACAUGGUUGACAYCAGAUUUUUCAGGAUGGAAGGUUGUUUUCCUGACUCUAGGGAGCAGCAGUGCUCCAGAUAUCACAGUGGCAUCGCUGAGAGAAUACAAGAGCAAAGUUUGCUGCACCAAGUACAGGAYCUCACUCUGGUCCUUUCAGAUUGAGAGAUAUCUUCUAACAUUUAAUCCACUGAACCAGGCAUCUCAUUUUCCCUCCACUUUMGCUCUGCUUCAGAAGAUAAAAAUCUCCAAUAUCCUCCCUCACCUGUCAGCAAGAGAAUAAGGUUAUUGAAUAAUGUGGGAAAAUGCAGUAAUYUGCAUCUUCCCAAAACAUCUACUGUAAUAAAUGAGAUUUGUUCCUGAUGUUUUAUCAUCUCUGUACUCCUUUCUGACCCUUUUACUUGUGCCACUGUGGAAUAAUAAUAAAAACUGUCUCAUUUCUCCAGUGCUACAGGAUCCUCUCUUCCUUUAGCAAGGCUGUAAGAGCAC